Sphaeramia orbicularis (orbiculate cardinalfish) is the source of this 1972-nucleotide messenger RNA. Its product is annotated as sodium- and chloride-dependent GABA transporter 2-like. Gene Ontology annotation, cellular component: plasma membrane; cell projection. Bases 1 to 1833 code for a protein of 610 amino acids. Gene Ontology annotation, biological process: sodium ion transmembrane transport; nitrogen compound transport; amino acid transport. NCBI's taxonomy places the organism in Eukaryota, Metazoa, Chordata, Actinopteri, Kurtiformes, Apogonidae. The transcript is spliced from 17 exons. Gene Ontology annotation, molecular function: gamma-aminobutyric acid:sodium:chloride symporter activity. The record is from RefSeq and is a predicted model, not a curated record.
AUGGGCCAAACCCUGACCAGCGGAAACACUGCGCACGACUCGUCUAUGGAAUCAACAAACAAUCCAGAGAAGAUUCUGAUGAGGGAUGGUAACAGUCCACAUCAUCUCAUGGAAAAGACUGAUCGGAGAGGCCAAUGGGCCAAUAAGAGGGAGUUUGUCUUAGCCAUCACUGGAGAAAUCAUCGGUCUGGGGAAUAUUUGGAGGUUUCCAUAUCUCUGCUUCAAAAAUGGAGGAGGAGUUUUCCUGGUGCCUUAUAUCUUGUUUCUGGUCACCUGUGGAAUCCCCAUCUUCUUCCUAGAGGUGUCAGUGGGACAGUUAACUGGUCAAGGUGGAGUCACAUGCUGGAGGAAAAUAUGUCCUUUAUUUGAAGGUUUAGGCUACGGAACUCAAAUGAUUACACUUUACACUGUGACGUAUUAUAUCGUCAUCCUGGCCUGGGCCUUCCUCUACCUCUUCUCUUCCUUCACCUCUGAGCUCCCCUGGGCCAGAUGUAACAACACCUGGAACACAGACAACUGUGUUGAUUCUAGUCACAAUGACUCAGCGUACGGUCAUCUCAACCAAAAUGUGACAUCAUCAGUCAAAGAAUUCUGGCAGAGACGGGUCCUACGUUUGUCUGAUGGGAUUGAUGAGAUAGGGGACAUGUGUUGGGACCUGGUUGGGUGUCUUCUUCUUAGCUGGAUCGUCUGUUACCUCUGUAUCUUCAAAAGUGUCAAGACUUCCGGAAAGGUUGUCUAUUUCACAGCUACUUUUCCUUAUUUUAUGCUGAUUGCGUAUCUGAUCCGAGGUGUGACUUUACCUGGAGCCAUAGAUGGGAUCAGGUUUUAUCUCUUGCCAGAUCCCACACGUCUGACUGAUCCACAGGUGUGGAUGGAUGCUGGGAGUCAGAUUUUAUUCUCCUACUGCGUGUGUACAGGCACUUUGUCAUCUAUGGGAAGCUACAACAAGUUCAACAACAACUGCUACAGAGAUACAUUUGCCCUGUGCCUACUGAACAGUUUAACCAGUUUUGUAGCUGGAUUUGCUGUCUUCUCUGUCCUUGGCUUCAUGUCAUAUGAGUUGGGUGUUGACAUCAGGACAGUGGCUGAAUCAGGUCCUGGUCUGGCUUUCAUUGCAUUUCCUCGAGCGAUCUCCAUGAUGCCUUUACCUCAGCUCUGGGCUGUGUUCUUCUUCAUUAUGAUUAUCUUCCUUGGACUGGACAGUGAGUUUGUGUAUCUGGAAAGUUUGGUCACAUCCAUAUCAGACAUGUAUCCAUCCUUCUUUCUCACUGGUCAUCGGCGUAAAUUCCUUCUGUUGCUCAUCUGUGGUUUGUCCUUUGUUAUCGGUCUGUUUAUGGUGACUCAGGGAGGACUUUAUAUUUUUCUGCUGUUUGACUACUAUGCUUGCAGUGGAAUGCCAAUGAUGUUUUUUGCCAUUUUGGAGUCAGUCUGUGUGGGAUGGGUAUUUGGUGCUGACCGUUAUUAUGAGAAAGUCAAGGAAAUGAUCGGCUACCGCCCCACUCCUUAUAUGAAAUACUGCUGGAGGUUUGUAACACCGUCUGUCUCUGUGGGUAUCUUACUUUUCUUUCUGGUCAAGUUCACUCCUCUGAAAUACGACAACACCUAUCAGUAUCCCUGGUGGGGCUACGCUAUUGGAAUAAUUCUGGCCUUCUCUUCCGUUCUGCUCAGUCCUCUGUGGAUGCUCUACAGUUUGACAGUAACAUCAGGAUCUCUGACACAGAGACUGAAAACUUUAUGCACUCCAGCUGCAGACCUGUGUCAAAGAUCAGCAAAGAGGACGGUUCACCCUGAAACACCAGAGCUGUGUGCUCUAGAUGAAAGAUCUGAGUGCUGAAGGAACCAAAGAGACUGAGGUUGGGAAACACCAAACUGUGCUUCAUGCCAACAGGCUGUGGAAUCUGUUGCUCAAGUUUUUUCACCUGCAUGUCAUUCAGCUGCAGGUGACUGAUCCAAAUGGAGACGCAGAAGAGAGG